Molecule: messenger RNA, 912 nt
Organism: Colletotrichum truncatum
Lineage: Eukaryota; Fungi; Ascomycota; Sordariomycetes; Glomerellales; Glomerellaceae
Source: RefSeq, a predicted model, not a curated record
AUGCGUCUGCCUGCUAAAACAAUGCCUCUAGCACCUGCUAAGCAUGCUUGCCCUUCAGACCCUCAAGACGAGUCGCCCUUCUUCCGUCUUCCUCUGGAACUUCGUAUCGACAUCUACAAGAUUGCAUUUCCCCGGAUUAAUUCUCCACAGCUUGUCUACACGGCCGUAGAUAACAAGCUUGCAUUUCACGAAAUUGGGGAGGUCCCUUCUUCAGAUCAUCAUCUAAGCCGGAUAGUAUGCAAUGGGGUGUUUGAAGAUGAUGGCAUCGAAAUCCAAGCCAAACGCAGGGCUUCACAUGCAGACAACAAGCGAGUUCAAGCUCAGUAUCUUCGUCGUUCAGAAGAACUACUUUACCCGCUCCCUCUCCUGUUAGCAUGUCGCCGGAUGUAUGAGGAUGUCGCACCUCACUGCGAUCAGUCCCUUGCAUUCCAAGAUUUCCUAACCCUCGAAUGCUUCUUUGCAACAUUGUCGGGAGACAGCUCGAUCGAUGGUCUCUUAGACCGUCUGAACAAGGUCUCUCUGGACGUUAAGUUCAGCAACGCCAACGCCUUCAAGCCAUCAUCUAGGAAGAAGAUUCUUGCUAGCUGGACCACAGCAUGCAAGAAGCUCUCAGCAUUGAAAAGCAUACAGUGCUUUCAUCUCAGACUUGAAGUCCCUCUUUCGCAACGAAAUUCGGUGCCGGGAAACGUCCAUGCUUCUAUAAUUGAGGGACUGAAUCCUAUCGCCGCAUGUAUCCCAGAAGUCAAGGUUGAACUGAUGCUUACAUCGGUGGUUCAUCCCAGGUCUGAGCGGGUGUUGAUCUACCAACCACAACCAUCCAAAAACAAAAAGCUUGAUCCCAAUUUUGGGGUAUCAGGUUGGGAUACGAAAGUAUCAAGUUUGAACUCAGUGGAACGACUUGAUGAGGCGUGA